Vanderwaltozyma polyspora DSM 70294 is the source of this 9387-nucleotide messenger RNA. It is a transcript of the gene VPS13, whose product is annotated as membrane morphogenesis protein VPS13. The coding region runs from base 1 to 9387 and encodes 3128 amino acids. The transcript has a single exon. The record is from RefSeq and is a predicted model, not a curated record. NCBI's taxonomy places the organism in Eukaryota, Fungi, Ascomycota, Saccharomycetes, Saccharomycetales, Saccharomycetaceae. Gene Ontology annotation, biological process: protein targeting to vacuole; protein retention in Golgi apparatus; mitochondrion organization. Gene Ontology annotation, cellular component: extrinsic component of membrane.
AUGUUGGAAUCUUUGGCAGCCAAUCUGUUAAAUAGAUUAUUGGGUGCAUAUGUUGAAAAUUUUGAUCCGAAACAAUUGGAUGUUGGUAUUUGGAGUGGUGAUGUUUUAUUGAAGAAUUUAAAACUUAGAAAUGAUUGUUUAGAUGCUUUGAAUUUGCCGAUCAAUGUUAAAUUUGGUGUCCUAGGUAAUUUGGUAUUGACUGUGCCAUGGUCAAGUUUGAAAAAUAAGCCUGUCAAGAUCAUGAUAGAAGACUGUUAUCUUCUAUGUAAUCCUAGGGAUCCCAGCGAUUAUAAUGAAAAGGAACAGAUUGAAAGGGAAUUUAGAUUGAAACUGAAUAAGUUGGCACAAUGGGAACUAUCAAAUACUGCAAGAUUGAACAACUCGGCUACUGAAAAGGGGAAAGAUGACAAUAAUAAUGAGUCAUUCAUGCAAUCUCUUUUAACAAAAGUUGUAGAUAACUUACAGAUUACUAUUAAAAAUAUUCAUAUUAGAUACGAAGAUGAACAUUGUAUCUUUUCAAAAGAUCCAUGCUCCAUUGGUAUCACUUUAAAUGAAUUGUCUGCUAUAUCGACAGAUUCGGAUUGGAAUCCAAGUUUUAUCUCUAUAGCAACUAAUGUCACUCAUAAAUUAAUGACUCUAAACUCUUUAUGUUUUUAUUGGAACAUACAAAAAGAUUUGUCCAAUUUGAAGUUUGAUAAUUCUACUGACAUCGCUGAAAUUAUUAAUAAUUUUAGAGAUUCGAUAUCUUCCAACGAUAAACUAGUAGAUAAUAAUAAAUACGUAUUGAAGCCAAUUACAGGUACUGGUAGAUUAAGUGUGAAUAAAUUAGGCUCUACAGAAAGUCGUCCCCACAUUGAUUUACAAAUGAUUUAUGACGAAUUUGGUGUAGAAUUAGGAGAUAUUGAAUAUGCAAACUUAUUGCACAUAUUAUCAAGUAUUAAUAUCAACAAUAAGAUAUUCAAAUUUAAAAUUAAUAGACCACAAUUCUCUGUUAGUGAAGAUCCAAAGGCAUGGUUUGCUUAUACCGCUACCACUGUAUUAAAUGAAGUAAAGCAGAAAUAUGAAAUAUGGACAUGGGAACAUAUUAAGAAAAGAUGUGAUCAAAGACGUGAAUAUAUUAGAUUAUGGUUGCAAAAAUUGAAAUUGCCAAAUUUGAAUAAUCCAUUACCGGAUGAAAAAAAUCAAAAGGCUUUGGAUCAACUAGAACAUGAUUUACAAUACGAAGAUAUUAUUCUUUUCAGAUCUAUAGCAAGAAAAAUGUAUAUUCAAUUAUUAAAGGAAUCAUCAAGAGACAAUACCCCAACUCCGCAAGCAGCACAGAACUCUGCAUCAACUUGGUUUUCAUCAUUUUGGACAGGUAAAAGUGAUAAUACAAAAGAAUUACAAAUGACUGAUGAACAAAGAAAAGAAUUAUAUGAAGCAAUUGAAUUUACAGAAAACGACACUGUAAUCAAUAAUAUUCAAAUUCCGAAAGAAACAGUAACUUUUAGAGUAACAAGUUUUUUAAAGAAAGGUUCAUUCUGUAUUACUAAAAGAGAACAAAAUAUGAAACUAGGUGAAAUGAUAUUUGAAGAAUGUUAUUUUGAAUUUUUACAACGUCCAGAAUCUCAUAUGACAUCUUUCAAAUUACAAAAAUUUAUUUUUGAAGAUGGUUCUCCAAAUACACUAUACAAGCAUAUUAUUAGUGUUAAAAAUUUGAAUGGAAAUGAAGAAGUUACCAAUUCGACAAAAAUUCAUCCAUUGUUUGAGGCGUUUUAUGAAGAUAAUCCCUUGGAUGGUUCUGCCGAUUCUAAGAUAGGUGUCAAGUUAAGAGGUAUGACAAUCUUUUAUCAUGUUCAUUUCAUCAACGAAGUUUUGCGAUUCUUCAAUCCACCAAAGCAACAUAUGAAUACAAUAGGUGCAAUAAUUAACGCUGCAGAGGCAACUGUUGAAGGAUGGACUUCUCAAACAAGAAUGGGUUUGGAAGCUUUGUUGGAAGAGCAUAGAACGGUCAAUAUUAAUUUGGACCUCCAAGCUCCAUUGAUUAUCUUACCACUUGAUCCACACAGUUGGGAUACCCCUUGUGCAGUUAUAGAUGCUGGUCAUAUAACUCUUUUAAGUGAUUUAGUUUCUAAAGAUAAGAUAAAAGUUAUUAAGGAAAUGUCUAUAGAAGAAUACGACAAAAUUGACGGGUCUGAGAUUAAUAGAUUAAUGUUUGAUAGAUUUCAAUUAUGUUCACAAGAUACUCAAAUUUUGAUUGGACCUGAUGUCAGAAGUACCCUUUCAAGUCUCUCAAAAGAAGAUCCAGAUGACAGAUUUAGCAUUUUAGAUAAAAUGAGAUUGGAACUUUCGGUAGAUAUAUCAAUCUUGCCAAGGGCAUAUAAUUUGCCUCGUAUUAGGACAUUUGGUAGACUUCCUACGCUAAAUUUAUCGUUGAAUGACUAUCAAUACAAUAUUAUAAUGCAGCUUAUAGCCAAAUGUAUACCAUCUGGUGUCAAUAUUGAUGAUAAUGAUGAGUUUAGUAACUUUUUUAAUUCAGCUGAAACUGAUGAAAAGAGGAAGUAUGAGUUACAAUUGACUGAAACAUUCCGUAUGUUAAAAGGUAUGAGUGAUGCAGAAAUUGAUCAAAAAUUCAUGGAUAUUUGUUUUGAUAUCGAAUCUAUUAAUAUGUCCGUUUACCAAUGCACCGACAAUGCAACUAUGAACGGAAGAAAAUUGAUCGAAAUUUUGGGUAAUCAAUUAAAAUUCAAUUUUAUAAAGAAGGCAAAAGAAAUGACGUUUGAUAUCAGUAUGCAUUCCCUCGAUGUAAUUGAUUAUAUUAUUAAGUCUGGAGAAGGAGAACUCAAACGUUUAAUUUCUUCUGAAGGAAUUUCAGCUGCAGAAGAUAAACAUUUGUUUAGCUUAUAUUACGUAAGGCAACAGAGAAUUGUAGAGCAUGAAAAUAUUCUAAUUGAAAUCUUUGAUCAGGAUGUUCGUAUCGAUAUGGCUAAGUUACACUUAGGUUUAACUCCAAAGUCUAUUUUAACGUUAUUUAAUUAUGCAAUUACAACAUUUACUGAUCCUACAGCCACAGAUAUGCCGGCAGAUGCUUUAAGACAUAAUAGUGAAGAUAGAGAGGAUGCUCCACAGAAAAUCAUUAUGCUUGUCAAAAUGGCUGGUGUUACGAUUGAUUUCAAUGAUGAUAGUUCAAAGUUAGCAACAUGGAUUUUGACAGCUGCGGAAUUUUCAUUAUUAAUGUUACCAGAGAAAAUGAAAUUUGGUUUAAAGUUAGGUGGAAUGGAAUUGAUCGAUGCCUCUGUACUAAAUGCAGAUGGUCAAGAGUUCAGCAGAUUAAUAUCGAUGGACGAUGAAGAAUUAGUAGAAUUUUCAUAUGAAACGUUUGACCCUACAGAAAAUAAGAACAACUACGAUUCAUUGCUUAUUUAUAAGGCCGCUUCGAUGCAUGUAACUUUUGUUGAAGAAUCUAUUAAUAAAAUAAUGAAUUACUUCUACAAGUUUUUGAGAAUGAAGAGUUUGUUUGAAAAGGCACGGGAGGUAGCAUACAAUCAGACGCCAUCAAUUGAUGCGGUCAAUAAUAUGAAAUUGAGUAUCAACGUUAAAAGUCCGUUGAUUACAUUUCCAAGAGAAUCUGAUUAUGAAAACGGUAAAUACGAUACUAUUGACUUUUACUUGGGUGAUUUCUAUGUUGAAAACCAUUUUACUCAGAUAGAAUUGGAUCACAAAGUGAAUCAUAUGAAACUAGGAAUAAAGGAAGGAAGUUUCUCUUCCAAAAUCUGGAUCCAUACUGGUGAAAUGCAAAAUUUCGACAUCGUUAAAGAUAUGGGUUUAACUUUUAAUAUUGAUCACGAUCCUAUAGCUUUAGAUACAGAUCCUAAGUUUAAAAUUGAUGGUAUAUUUGAUGCAUUGCGUGCUUCGUUAACUGAGAUUCAAUUGCAUUAUCUAUUUUCUAUUUGGGGCAGAAUAUUUUUAGCUUUCCAAGUCAAAGAAGUCGAUUUAAGUGAACUUGAUGAAGAAGUGGGUUAUGUAAAUGAAAUAGUAGAAAAUUCAAGUGACGACUCUGCCUCAAAUAGUAGAGCGCACUCCCCUGAAAAUCCCUCAGAUGUAGCAAAUGGAAAUGGAAUAUAUGUUGAUUUCACAUUUAGGGCGCCAGAGACAUCGUUAACCCUUUAUAACAAAACUGCAUCUUGCACAACUCUUAAGAAGUACGGGCUUACCAGGUUUAAAUUUGAAGACAUUGGAUUUAAUUUUAUUCUAAAAAACGAUGAUUCUUUAGAUGGCUCCUCUCAUAUUGACUCAUUUACAAUUGAAGAUAUUAGGAAUUUGAAGGAUAAUAAGCAUACUGAGUUGGUACCAAAGAUUUCUGGAUCAAAGUACCAGUUUACUUCGAAUAUUAAUCGUAAAUGUAUUGAUGGUGAUUUAUUUACUACCUUUUCGAUUACGAUUGAUAAUCCUCUAGUAAUUAUUGCAAUGGAUUAUUUGUUUGAGUUGAAGAAUUUCUAUGAUAAUUCCUUUGGUAUUCCAACCAAAGUUAUGAUACCUAAUACACCUGUUCCAUACACAACUGAACUUGAUAUGACGAAAACUUUUGACCAAUUAGAAACACAAAACAAGUUCCAAUAUAUUUUUAAUAUGGUCAAUCCUCAAGUAAUGUUAUUAGCGGAUCCAUCAGAUAUUGAAUCUGAAGCAGUAGUAUUUAAGGUUGGUCAGUUUCAAGUUGCAAGUCAAAAUAUUACAACUGUUAUGGCAAAUAAUGUAGGUGUAUUUUUAUCUAAAAUGAAUAGUCCUAAAGCAACUAAUGUGAGACUGUUAGACGAUUUUUCUUCGUCCAUUGUUAUUGACCAACGUAGUUCGACAGUUGAAAAGCUUUUGACUGAAAUCCAAGCUUCAGUCCAACCCUUAUUGAUGAGGAUUUCUUUAAGAGAUAUUAGACUGGCAAUGUUGAUUUUCAAUAGGGCAGUAUCUCUUCUAAGUAAAAGUGAAUACUUUUCUGGAAAUCCAAAUGAAAGAUCUAGUAACUCUAGUUCUGGUAGUAAUUCUAGUAAAGAGGAUAUUAAUUCAACUAAUACCGAAAUAAUAGAGAACACUUUUUCGAAUCCAAAUACAAAGAAUAAGAGCAGUGACUCAUUGACCAAGAGCACCACCGUUGCUACAAAUUAUGGAUCGAAUUCUAUUGUCACAGUACAAGCUGAAAAUUUAAAUAUUGAAAUGGGCGGUCUGCGUCUUGUUCUGAUUGGUGAUAUUCAUGAAAUGCCAAUUCUAGAUAUGAAUGUCAACGCCUUCGAAAUAACUGCAAAAGAUUGGUCGACUGAAUUAGAUGCAUUAGCUACACUGGAAACAUAUGUUAAUGUUUUUAACUAUUCAAGAUCGAGCUGGGAACCAUUGAUUGAACCAGUACCUAUUUCAUUCCACCUUUCAAAGGGGUUAGAUAAGGAUGCGGCAAUAAUGUUCGAUAUUAUUACAAGAAAGGUGGCCGAAAUAACUCUAUCUACAAGAUCUAUUUCUAUGCUUUCACAAAUUCCUAGCUCAUUGUCAGGUGAAUUAACCUUGAGACCUAGAGGUUCAGAAAAACCAUAUUUGCUACAUAACGACACAGGUUUAGAUUUGGAUGUUUGGAUAAUCACCGAAUCUGCAGAUGAAAAGAAGAAUUUGGUUACAUUAAAGAGCGGCACAUCUUUACCAUGGGAAUUUGAAGACUGGAGAACUGUUAGAGAAAAGUUGGAUAUCGACAAUAAAAGAAAUAUGCUAGGUAUAGCUAUUUCAGGUACUAGUUAUAAAACAAGAAUGAAAAUUGAUGCUACUUAUGAAGGGGAACUGAUGUUUGUCCUACAGCCUGCAUUUAACGAAAUUCACAAUAGAUUGAUAUGUGAUUUAAAAUGUAGCGAUGAUAAUAUUAAGGAAAUUACUUUUAGAUCUACCUUGACACUGGAAAAUUCCACUGAUACAGAAAUUCAAUUUGUGUUUGGUAGUGAAACUUCUGAAGAGACAGUUUAUACUAUAUUACCACUUGAAAUCAGAUCAAUACCUAUUGAAAAGGUAUAUUAUUCCAAGAUUCAUAUUAAACCAUCUGGAUCAGAAUUUGACUGGUCGGAACAAACUCUAUAUUGGAAAGACUUGUUGUCAGAUCCACUAUCGGUUCAAUGUUCCGCAGUUGGCGAAGAUGAUAGGAAAUUUUAUUUCGAAGUUAAUGCUAAAUAUGAUAAGAGGGAACCUUUAGCACAAAUUUUCCCUCGUAUGAAAAUAAUUAUUUCAUCCCCAUUAGUUAUUGAAAAUCUUCUUCCUUGUGGCUUCAAUUUUUCUUUGUUUGAUAAACGUGACGGAGGUAAUAGUUUCAAGUAUUUGGAAAAGAAUGGGAAAAUUACAAUACAUGAUGUAUCAUUAGAUAACUUUUUAUUAUUUUCUGUUCAGCCAUUAAUGGAUGAUGCAAUGGUGUCGAAGGCAUCUAUUAUUAACACACCAUCAGAAAGUGCUUUGACUCCAGAAAAUACGUUAACAUUAUCUCUCAAUGGUGGGCAAAGAUUAAAUCUAAAAAUUGCUUAUCACAGUGUAGAAGGUACAAGAGCUAAAAUUUUGAAAAUUUAUUCUCCAUAUAUCAUUUUCAAUGGAACUGGUAAGGAUUUAUAUAUUCAGGAUAACAACAAAAAUAUAACUCAGUCCAAGCUGAUAUCAAGUGAGGAAAGUGAUGGUGCUGAUGAUGAUGAACCAUAUACUACUGCAAAAAUGUUCUCGUUUACAGACUUAGGUUACAAAAAUAAUAGGGCCAAAAUAAGAUUCAAAGAUACCGAUUGGAGUAUUCCUUUAUCUUUUGACGCUAUUGGACAAUCAUUUGAUGGUAUAUUGAACAUACCAAAUAAGGAGCAAGAAUCGAAUGUCGGUAUACAUAUUGUCGAUGGUGAAGGUGAAUAUUCAUUGAGUAAACUCAUAGAGAUUGCACCAAGAUAUAUUGUACAUAACGACUUAGAAAUUCCAUUAGAAUUAUGUGAGUUUGGUUCAACAAAUAUAGUAGAAUUGGAACCCGAUGAUUCAAUCCCUAUGUAUAAAAUGAGGAAUAUCGUGAAUAAGCAAUUACAAAUCAAAUUUUUGGGUUCUAAAUCAGACUGGUCAGCUCCAUUUUAUAUUAAAGAUAUUGGCUUUACUUAUUUGAAAGUUCUGCAAGAAAAUUCAACGCAUAAGCUUCUAAAAGUUGAAAUUGUUUUGGAUAAAGCUACUAUUUUUAUAAGAAUUAAAGACGGUGGGAAUUGCUGGCCUUAUUCUAUUAGGAAUCUGAGUGAUCAUGAAUUUAUUUUCUAUCAAAGAGAUCCAAAAAUAAUUGAUGAUUAUUAUGAAACGGAAGAUGAUGAAGAAUCUGGUCUGGUAGAAUAUAAACCAUUAUACUAUCGUGUUCCUUCAAGCAGUAUUAUGCCUUACGCGUGGGACUAUCCUGCGGCAAGGCAGAAAAAGUUGAUCUUAUCUGCAAAGGGUAGGAAAAGAGAAAUUCAGUUAGCUGAAAUUGGUAAUUUGACUCCAAUGAGACUACCUGGUGCUCUCCCAACUGAUGCCUCUGAAUCUGUAGAGUUAAAUGUAAUUGCAGACGGUCCAACACAGGUAUUGGUGAUUACGAACUACAGUAGAGAAUCCAGUUUAUACAAAUUGAAAUCCAAGCAAUCGAUGUCAUCAAUCUCUGUCAAUAGUUCAAAAGAAGUUUUUGAAGCCAAGGAAACUGAUGAGAAAAUAUUUAGAAAGGUCGUAGUGAGUUUCAAAGGACUUGGUUUAUCGUUGAUUAAUGCGCAAUUGCAAGAAUUAUUAUAUGUUAACUUAAGAGGCAUUGAGUUGAAAUACACUGAAUCAGAUUUGUAUCAAACAUUCAGUUGGAAAAUGAAAUGGAUGCAAAUUGAUAACCAAUUAUUUGGUGCAAAUUUCCCUAAUGUUUUAUACCCAACUGCUAUUCCAGAUAAUAAAAACGAAAAUGAAAAUCAUCCAGUGUUGUACGGUUCUAUAUCUAAGGUUAAAGAUGACACUCAUGGUGUUGUUUAUUUCAAACAUUUGACAGUUCUAUUACAGGAAUUGUCCUUGCAAUUGGAUGAAGAUUUCUUAUUUUCCUUACUGGACUUCACAAAAUUCCCAGGUGCUGCAUGGAAUAAAGAUAGCCAAACUGUGACUUAUAAAGAUCAGGUUAGAUUACCAGAAUUUAAGGAAGUUCAGUUUUCGGAGGAUACCUAUUUUGAAUUGUUUCAUAUACAACCGACUAUGCUACAUUUAUCAUUUGUAAGAUCUGAGAGGUUGAAUUAUAUAGAAGAGGAAGAGAAGAAGAUGAUGGAAAAAAGAAGUACUCUACUAUUUUUAGUUAACAUAUUAACUAUGACAAUCGGUAAUGUCAAUGAUGCUCCAAUUAGAAUGAACUCUUUAUAUAUGGAUAACCUAAGAGUACCAGUAUCUACUUUGAUAAAUUCAAUCAAAACACAUUAUGGACAACAAUUUGUAUAUCAAUUGCACAAGAUAUUGGGUUCAGCUGAUUUCUUAGGUAAUCCUGUAGGUCUAUUUAAUACGAUUAGUUCAGGUGUGUGGGAUAUAUUCUACGAACCAUAUAAAGGUUAUAUGAUGAAUGAUAGGCCAGGAGAGAUUGGGAUUUAUUUGGCCAAAGGUGGUUUAAGCUUUGCUAAAAAAACUGUUUUUGGUCUAUCUGAUAGUAUGGCUAAAUUCACUGGAUCUGUUGCCAAGGGUCUGUCAGUAACACAAGAUUCAGAAUUUCAAGAAUCGCGUAGAUUGCAGCAACGAAUCAAUAAUAACAGUCGUAAUGUACUAGCCACAUCAGCUCAAUCUUUUGCUAAUACGAUAGGUAGCGGUAUAUCUGGUAUGGCCUUGGAUCCUUACAAAGGUGCACAAAAGGAAGGUGCAGCAGGGUUUAUCAAAGGAUUAGGUAAAGGUAUAUUUGGAUUACCAACGAAGACUGCUAUUGGUAUACUUGAUCUAACAAACAAUUUGAGUCAAGGAGUCAAAAGUACUACAACAGUUUUAGAUACCUCGAUCCCUUAUAGAGUACGUAUGGCACGCUACAUUGGACAUGAUCAAAUUAUUAAACCAUAUAAUCUCAGAGAAUCACAAGGACAAUAUUGGUUAAAGAGUUGUAACGGUGGUCUAUACAUGUCAGAUCAUUAUUUGACACACGUAGUACUUCCAGGAAGAGAAUUAGCAGUUGCGGUAUCUAUGGAACACAUAGUUGAAGUACGUAUUGCUAGUGAAGAAGCUAUGUGGGCAACAGCAUAUCAAGAGAUCCAAGGGAUUGUUCUUGAAAAGACAGGUAUCUAUAUAAAAUUGAAAUCACAGGCAGAAUAUUUUAUUCCAAUACAAGACCCGAUUGAAAGAAAACAUGUGUAUAAGAAUAUUGCAAUUGCAGUUACUGAAUACAACAAGUAUUGUGAAGCAACAUUAUGA